Messenger RNA from Fragaria vesca subsp. vesca, 4191 nucleotides. Its product is annotated as G-type lectin S-receptor-like serine/threonine-protein kinase At4g27290-like. The record is from RefSeq and is a predicted model, not a curated record. Gene Ontology annotation, molecular function: ATP binding; protein serine/threonine kinase activity. Gene Ontology annotation, biological process: protein phosphorylation; recognition of pollen. The transcript is spliced from 14 exons. The coding region runs from base 1 to 4191 and encodes 1396 amino acids. NCBI's taxonomy places the organism in Eukaryota, Viridiplantae, Streptophyta, Magnoliopsida, Rosales, Rosaceae.
AUGAACAACCUUUGCUUCAUUCUUCUCUGCGUCUGUUUCAGUAAACUUUCAUCUGCAGCUGAUACCCUUUCUUCAUCUCAGAACAUCACUGAUGGCAACUCCUCCUUGGUUUCCCCAGGUGGAGUGUUUGAACUGGGUUUCUUCACCCCAGGCCUUUCCAAAUCCCGCUACUUGGGGAUUUGGUACAAGAACAUCCCAGUCAAAACCGUCGUUUGGGUUGCGAAUCGAGGCGCCCCGAUCAACGACUCCUCAGGCCAUUUGAUGAUCAACACCACCACAGGGACUCUAGUUCUUCUCAACAAGAACAAGACAGUUUUUUGGUCAUCAAAUUCGACCAAACAGACCCAGAAUAUUAGUCCUGUUGUUCAGUUAUUAGACAAUGGCAAUCUCAUCCUCAGAGACGAGAAAGAAGGAGCCAACGCCGGCAACUAUCUGUGGCAAAGCUUUGACUAUCCGUCGGAUACUUUGUUACCGGGGAUGAAGCUGGGUUGGGACUUGAGAACCAGGCUUAACCGGAAACUAACUGCGUGGAAGAGUCCAGAUGACCCUUCUCCUGGAGACUUCACAUGGGAGUUGCAGCUGCAUAACUACCCUGAGCCAGCUAUGUUCAGAGACGGCAAAGUGUUUCUGCGGAGCGGUCCGUGGAAUGGUGUUUUAUUCAGCGGAAAACCGGCAAAGGCGCUACCGGCUUUGAACUUCAGCUUUGUCAUGGAUGAGAAUGAGGUUUACACGACGAUUGGAAUGGUGAACAAUUCAGCAUUAGAGAGGAUGAUGUUGAAUUUAACGGCUGACUACAACCGCCAGUCGUGGAUUUGGUCUGAAGCAGACCGAAAUUGGACACUCUAUGCAGCAUUUCCUAGGGACCCUUGUGACAGUUAUGGCAAGUGUGGAGGGAAUGGAAACUGUGAGCUUACUGCGUCCCCUUUGUGUCAAUGCUUAGACAGAUUCAAGCCUAGAUCAGUGGAGAAGUGGAGCUUAAACAACUUUUCGCUUGGGUGUAAGCGAAAGACGCCACUGACGUGCAAGAAUGAUGGAUUUGUGACAUAUCCCGGGUUGAAAUUGCCGGAUACAACGCAUACUUGGAUUGAUAAAGCUAUGAAUCUCAAGGAGUGCAGGGCCAAAUGCUUGUCUAAUUGUUCAUGUUCAGCGUACACAAACUUGGAUGUUAGAGGAGGAGGUAGUGGUUGUGCAAUCUGGUUUGAUGAUCUCGUAGACUUGAAGCAGAUUCCAGGUGGUGACCAGGAUAUUUAUAUUAAGAUCUCUGGUGCCGAACUAGGAGGAAAAGAUGAGAAGUGGAAGAUAGGAGUGAUAGUUGCAUCUGCUGUUGUCGUAAUUCUCGCAAUAAUUUUAUUUGGCUAUUGUUACAUUCUCAGACUCAGACACAGGAAAAGAUUCAAAGGUACUCAAAACAACAUUGAAGAGCAGAAGGAAGAAGACCUGGAACUACCAUUGUUCGACUUGUCAACAAUAGAGACUGCUACAAAUAAUUUUUCAAUCAAUAAUAAACUUGGAGAAGGUGGUUUUGGACCUGUGUACAAGGGUACACUAAUAGAUGGAAAAGAAAUUGCAGUGAAGAGGCUUUCAAAAAGUUCUGGACAAGGAAUGAAAGAGUUCAAAAAUGAAGUAAUACUGAUUGCAAAACUUCAGCACCGAAAUCUUGUAAAGCUUCUUGGUUGUUGCAUUCAGGGAAUGGAGAAAUUGCUAAUAUAUGAAUACAUGCCCAAUAAGAGUUUGGAUUCCUUCAUUUUUGAUGAAGUACGAAGAAAAUUGUUAGACUGGCAUAAGCGCUUCAACAUUAUCUGCGGUAUUGCUAGGGGGCUUCUCUAUCUUCAUCAAGAUUCACGAUUGAGGAUUAUACACAGAGAUCUAAAAGCAAGCAAUGUGUUGCUUGAUCGCGAGAUGAACCCCAAAAUCUCAGAUUUUGGUCUUGCUAGAACUUUUGGCGGUGACCAAACUGAAGGAAACACAAACAGAGUUGUUGGAACAUAUGGUUAUAUGGCUCCUGAAUAUGCCAUUGAAGGGCAGUUCUCAGUAAAAUCCGAUGUCUUUAGCUUUGGUAUCUUAAUGCUGGAGAUAAUAAGUGGAAAGAAAAGUAAAGGGUUCUAUCACUUGAACCACAAUCUUAAUCUUAUUGGAAAUGCAUGGAGGUUAUGGAAUGGAGGACGACCAUUAGAACUGAUAGAUGAAGGGUUCGGUGAGUCAUGCAACUUAUCAGAGGUGUUGCGAUGCAUCCAUGUCAGUCUCUUGUGUGUACAACAACAGCCGGAGGACAGGCCGACCAUGUCAGCAGUAGUUCAGAUGUUAUGUAGUGAAAGUGCCUUGCCUCAGCCUAAAGAACCAGGAUUCUUUUCAGAGAAAGAUUUGGUUGAAGGAGGCUUUCCCUUUCUUAACAACGAAACGUCUUCUAAUGGAUUGACCAUUACCCUACUUGAGGCUCUUUGCUUGUCCCUCUCUUUGUUAAAGACCUCAACUUCAGCUGAUUCCAUUCCCAACCAUGCCGGGUAUGAAUUGGGUUUCUUGAAUACACCAAAGGGUGUUCAUACGAGGAGGAGUCUUCUGGCCCCAACUUCAGGAGACUACUGUGACAACAAAGACCUUUGUGGCUCCUAUUCAAUCUGUAUCAUCAGUAGUUCACAGGUUUGCAAUUGUUUGGAAGGGUUUAAGCCUAAAGCACCAGACAAAUAUAACAAUGGGCAAUAUUCAGGGGGUUGUGACCGCACUGAAGCUCUGAACUGCCAAAAUAAAGAUGAUGGGUUUGUGAGAUAUCCUGGGGUAAAGUUGCCUGACCCUACAGAUUCUCGGGUUAACCAAAGUAUGAGUCUCGAGGAAUGCAGGAGAAAUUGCUUGAACAACUGUUCUUGUGUGGCUUAUGCAAGCUCCAAUGUCAAUGGCUGCACUAUCUGGCUUGGUGAUUUAGUCAACAUUAAGAAGCUUUCGAAUGGUGGGGAUGAUCUGUACGUUCGAGUACCUGCGUCAGAAUUAAAGGCAAACCACUCAACCAAGACAAAGAUAGUGGUGAUCGUUGCAUCUGUUGUUGCGGUUGUUAUUGGAAUGCUCUUGGUUGCUUAUUGCAUUCACAGGAGGAGAACAAAGUUCAAAGAGAAAAUGGGAAAGAAUGGGACAGCGAAUCAGAACGAAGACAUGGAGCUACCAAUAUUUAGUUUGUCCACAAUAGUCACUGCCACUGAUAACUUUUCAUUCAACAAGAAACUUGGAGAAGGUGGCUUUGGGCCUGUUUACAAGGGUACUCUAGCGGAUGGUCAAGAAAUUGCUGUGAAGAGACUCUCACGAAGUUCGGGACAAGGACCAACCGAGUUCAAAAAUGAAGUACUUCUAAUAGCCAAACUUCAGCACCGAAAUCUUGUAAGGCUCCUAGGUUGUUGCAUUGAGGGAGAAGAGAGGUUGUUGAUUUAUGAAUACAUGCCCAACAACAGCUUGGACUUCUACCUUUUUGAUGAAAAUCGAGCAAGAUUAUUGGCUUGGCCUCAACGCUUUCACAUCAUCUGUGGGAUAGCCAGGGGUCUUCUUUAUCUGCAUCAAGAUUCCAGAUUGAGGAUUAUUCAUAGAGAUCUUAAAGCAAGUAAUGUUUUGCUCGAUAAGGAGAUGAACCCAAAAAUCUCAGACUUUGGUAUGGCUAGAACUUUUGGAGGAGAUGAGACUGAAGGAGUUACAAGAAGAGUUGUUGGGACCUAUGGUUAUAUGGCACCAGAAUAUGCAAUUGAUGGUCUAUUCUCUGUAAAAUCCGACGUUUUUAGUUUUGGCAUUUUAUUGUUGGAAACUUUAAGCGGGAAGAGAAGUAGAGGAUUUUAUGACCCUGUUGAUAACCUUAACCUCAUUGGACAUGCAUGGAAACUGUGGAAAGAAGGAAGAUCUUUGGAGUUAAUUGAUGAAUGCUUAAUGUACUCCUGCGAUCUAUCAGAAAUCUUGGGUUGCUUCCAUAUUAGUCUUUUAUGUGUGCAAGAGCUUCCUGAGGACAGGCCAAAUAUUUCAACUGUGGUUCUCAUGUUAGGUGGUGGUUCUGCCUUGCCUCAGCCCAAAAAACCAGGUUUCUUUGUUAGAAAAAGUUCAUCUGAAGCAGAUUCGUCUUCAUAUAAGAAUGAAACAUGUUCAACUAACAAUGAAACUUCUUCAAGUAAGAAUCAUACAUAUUCAAACUAUGACUCUACUAUAACAGUAUUGGAGGGUCGAUAA